AUGACCACACCACCCUUCACCCGUCCCCGUCGCCUCCUGCCCCUCUUCCUGGGGCUUUUCCAGGGUGCCCUGCUCCUCUUCUUCACCCUCUUCGUCACCUACGAUGAGUCCUUGGCACAGGCAGAGGAUGCCAACUUGGUGGCCAACCAGGUCUACAGCAUCUUCCCCUUCCUCCAGGACAUACAGGUGAUGCUGGUGGUGGGACUGGGGCUCCUGCUGACCUUUCUGCCCCGCUACGGAUUCAGCGCCCUCACCCACAACUUCCUCCUGCUCAACUUCUCCAUGCAAUGGGCACUGGUGCUGCAGGGCUUACUCCAUCACUUCCACCAUGGCCAAGUCCACCUGGACCUCCGUAACCUCCUUGUCUCUGAGUUCGCCGCUGUGACGGUGCUCAUCUCUGUGGGAGCCAUCCUGGGGAGGAUCAGCCCCUGCCAGAUGCUUGUCAUGGCCACCUGUGAAAUCUCUGUCUACCUCGCCAGUGAGUGGGUCAUUGUCACCUGUCUGGGCGUCCUGGAUGUGGGAGGCACCAUCACGAUCCACGUCUUCUCCUGCUAUUUCGGCCUCGGUGUGUCCAAGGGUCUGUUCAGGGCAGCACAGCCACCGCUGCAUCCCAAGGAGACCCCAACACCCCGCUCUGACCUCAUGUCCCUGGUGGGGAUGCUCAUCCUCUGGGUUUUCUGGCCCAGCUUUGUGGCUGUCCUCUGCCAACCAGGUGAUGCCCAGCACCGUGCCAUCCUGAACACCCUCCUGGCCAUGAGUGCCAGCGCUGUAACCACCGUAGUGGUCUCCAGCCUGCUGGAGAGGGAUGGCAAGAUCAGCCUUGGCCACCUGCAGAAUGGUAGCCUGGCCGGCGGGGUGGCCAUCGGCGUGGUGGCUGACAUGGCCAUGCCACCACUGUCCCCUGUUGGGGGCAAUGCCACCGAGGUGGUUGGGGCAGAGUGGGGGGACGGUGGGGGGAGCAGGCAGGCACUGUGGCAGGUGGCAGGGCUGGCAGUGGCCAUUGGUGUCUCACUGCUUGCCGGGCUGCUCACCGGUACCGCGCUCCGGCUGCCCUGCCUGGCCCAGCCACCCCAGCAGCUCUGCUUUGAUGACUCCCUGUAUUUUAAGAUCCAGGAUCAGGCCGAGGGCCAGGCUGAGUUCCUGGGGCCAGGCAGCACCACUGAGGAAGAAAGCCUGGCUCUGAAGGAGCAUGUUUAG
Molecule: messenger RNA, 1197 nt
Organism: Acanthisitta chloris (rifleman)
Lineage: Eukaryota; Metazoa; Chordata; Aves; Passeriformes; Acanthisittidae
Product: ammonium transporter Rh type B-like
Exons: 2
Coding region: 1-1197 (398 amino acids)
Biological process (GO): ammonium transmembrane transport; ammonium homeostasis
Cellular component (GO): plasma membrane
Molecular function (GO): ammonium channel activity
Source: RefSeq, a predicted model, not a curated record